UACACGCGCACGUGAAUACCGUAAAAGGACGAUCAAAACACGGUGAAAAAGCGGCCACUAUACUUGCAUAUCACCAAACCAAAAGCAAAGGGGGAAACCACGGCAUAGUGCGGUAGUGUUAAAGUUUGAUCACUGCUUUUGUCGUCAUCGUCGUCAGCUUGCCGGUUUGUGGAAAAGCAAACACCAGCUACGAGCGCCAGGACGACGACCGUUCCUCGUGGAGUGGUAGCGCAAUCAUCAUCAUCAUCAUCAUCGUCAUCUUCGGGUUUUGCGAACGAAGCGCAUGCUGUCGCUUCCUUUUUUGCGUUUUUCGGCACCGCUCGAGCAUGCAAAAGUGCACCUGCACUCGCGUUCGCGUGUCAAUCCAGUGCAAUCGAGCUGUUCGACGCAUUUAGUGCCGUCCUUCUCCUCCAUUACGCCCGCCUGGGUCGUCCCUCGUAUUGGACCUUCUUGCAUCCUGUCGCUAUCCUCAACUGAACUCAUUUUCCGAUUUUCCUUCCUCGAUAAGUUUGGUGAUUGUUUUCACCUCUUACGGAAUCGAUGGUAUUACUGUGAACAUUCAGACCGUAUGUCGUGAUUUGUCUGCUGCCUGUCUCUACCUGAUUCGAAAAAAUCCAUCCAAAACCUGUGUGCAUUGCGUGUGCGACGGACGACAAACGAUACACGCCGAAGGUGGCCUUCCAUAAGCGGAACAUAAAACUUUAAAACCGUCCCCAGGGGGAGUAUAGUGGAAAACGGUGCAACAUGAUAACAUUUCGGUUAUCGAGCGGUGUGUACGCGUAUGCGGCCUACCUGCUGCUGAUGGUAUACUUUCUAUGGCCGGGACGUUUCGCCAGCCUGUACGACUACGUCGAGGGUGAGAACAUUUACGAUCAGCUGAUACGCAAGACGACCAAAAACAUCUCGCUGAUGCGUAAUGGAUUGCGGUGCGAUUACAGUGAAGUCAUCGAGGAUAAUCUCUCCAUCUACCGGCCACCGUACACGGAGGAAAUUAUCAACAACAAUGUACGGCUCGGCGGUGAAUACUAUCCGGAGGAUUGUCUGCCAAGCUUCAGUACGGCCAUUAUAGUGCCGUACCGGCAGCGUGAACGGCAGCUAAAUCAGUUCCUCAUCUACAUGCACAACUAUCUGCGCCGGCAACGCAUACACUAUCGAAUAUUCGUGAUUGAACAGUACGACCCGAAACCGUUCAAUCGCGCUAAACUGUUCAACAUCGGUGCACUGAUUGCGAUGGGUUUGGACUAUCCAUGCUUGGUGCUGCACGACGUCGACCUGAUGCCGAUGAAUCUGGGCCAUCUGUAUGCUUGCUCACGCAAACCGCGCCACAUGUGCUCGAGCCUGGACGUGUUCCGGUACAACCUGCCGUACCGUGGACUGUUCGGUGGUGCGGUUGCCAUCGAAUCGACCGUAUUUCUCAACAUCAACGGUAUGUCCAACAUGUUCAGCGGAUGGGGCGGUGAGGACGAUGAUCUGUACGCGAGGCUGCAGAACAAACAGAUCGAAAUAUGUCGCUUCAGUCCAUCCUACAGUCAGUACUCGAUGCUGAAGCACCGGAAGGAAGCACCCAACAAGGAUCGGGUAGCAUUCCUCAAGAAUGGAAAAUUGCGCUACCAUACGGAUGGGUUGAAUUCGCUCGUUUACAAACAGGUCGGCUUUAAGCUGCACAACCUGUUCACGCACGUGCUUGUUGAAACAUAAGGAAUUAGAGAGAGAGAGAGCUUUUGUUUAUGAAAGGAGAAAAGUAAGAAAAUCCACGCAAUAUUACUCUUUAAACAAAGACACACCGAAAGAGGUGAGUUUUUUGUUUGUUUGUAGGCUCAGUUUCUUCAUUCCGUAGUUACACGUUUGAUGUAAAGUUUAUUACAGAUGGUAUGAAGCGGCCCUGCCUAUGCACAUUGUAUUAUUUAGCUUUAAUAUUGUUUCCCUAGUUAAGAUUAGCUACGUUAGUUUCAUUCCUGCAAUAUGGCUUUAAAAAUGGUUAGGUUAAACUGGCUUAUAGGAAAAUCAGGUUAAAAUGAAAUAAGCAAGAAUUGCCUUAAUACAGACAAGAAUUACAUUAAGAAGGAUGCGUAAGAAAGCAUCGCCUAUCGAAGGAAGAAAACAAAAAACAGCGCAAUGUGUUGUAUCGCAAAACAUUUUACAAUUAAUUAUUACACUUCGCUUGCACAGUUAAUCAAGCGCAUUUUGCGAAGUAAACGAGACACCAGUGUACGGAAGAAGGGGCAACAAGCAAUACCAAACAAAAAAAUACUAAAUUAAGUGCUACAAAAUUUGCAUUUGCAAAACCUACAACAAAAAACAAAAAAACGGAUCACGUGAUUAUGCAGGUUGCUUCACUUCAGAGUUAACCGUGGCGCGUGUUUGAUGAAUAUUACGUUACAAACCGUGAGCAAAACGGUAAACUAGAGAUAGUUAUUCCUAUUUAUUAAUCCCCUACCAAACUAGGGUAGUACUAGGAGCUAAGGUGAACUUUAAUAGACACUAGACAAACUGAAAACCAAACUCUUAAAACGCAUAGAUUGUAAGUAGGUACAGUUUUACAAUUCAAAUUAAAGAACGCUCAGUGGUUAGUGCGUACACACCUUAAGCAGGAAACAAACCUUAGCGUUUGCCUCUAGAACGAUGUUUUCUUCUCUUCCCAUUUUUGCACUCAUUAGCGGAAGCACACGUGAAAAUGAGAAGGAACAAAAAGGAACAAAACAAAUGAAAAACCACGCUUCGUGAUAAGGAAGAAAAAAGCAACAACCAAAAAAAAAAAACAAAAACAAAAACCCCGGACAAAUAGGAGCAAUUUUUAGAUUACAUUAAGUUAUUAAAGUUCGAAAUUACGAAUUAAAACAGCGCUCUAGCAUUAGUGGCGCGUGCGUUUUUGUGUGUGGGUGUGCGAUCGCGGUGUACUGAAAAGGGAAAGGGCAAGGAGAGUAAAUUGAUCGCAAAUUUUAGACUCGUACUUAGCAAACAAAACUCAAUAAAUCAAAUUCAACUUAAUUAAUUAA
Molecule: messenger RNA, 2996 nt
Organism: Anopheles funestus (African malaria mosquito)
Lineage: Eukaryota; Metazoa; Arthropoda; Insecta; Diptera; Culicidae
Product: beta-1,4-galactosyltransferase 2
Exons: 1
Coding region: 745-1698 (317 amino acids)
Biological process (GO): glycosphingolipid biosynthetic process; carbohydrate metabolic process
Molecular function (GO): N-acetyl-beta-glucosaminyl-derivative 4-beta-N-acetylgalactosaminyltransferase activity
Source: RefSeq, a predicted model, not a curated record